CAUGGAUGGAUGCGAUCCAUCAUAGCUCUGAGCCGUCAGCUACCUUAUCACCAACACACAACAUGCUUCCAGUUCUGGCCGACAGGAAGAGGGUCAAUGGGCCAUUGGGUGGGACCAGCGCACCCAUCUACUCAAAAUAUCUUGCCAAAGACCCCAAAGAACUUCCAGAGAGGCCGACGAGGUCACGGCCGAACAAUGUUCUGCGGAAAAUGUGUAGGUUUGCGCGAAUCAUGAAUAACUUCAAUCACUUCCACUCUGAUACUUGACAGUUUUGAAGACGGGAGUCACACCCUCAGCCUCAGGAUCAGCAUAUCUCGAGCUCGCCGCCCCCAUAAACUCCAAAUCCGUUGCUCCUGGCCUAGCCUCUCUCUCCCCUUCUGGAUUGAAGCUCACUUGCACUGUUCAUGGGCCCCGACCUUUGCCUAGAACUGCGCAAUUCUCUCCACAUAUUAUUCUCACCACUCACGUCAAAUACGCCCCAUUCGCAACCCGAAAACGAAGAGGAUACCUCAAGGAUUCAAAUGAACGAGAUCUUGGAGUACAUCUUGAGGCAGCGUUGCGCGGAGUGAUCAUUGGAGAUCGAUGGCCAAAAAGUGGAGUGGAGGUCAUUAUCACCAUCCUGGAAGGAGAGGAAGACCAGUGGUGGGGAGAUGAUAUUAGUCGAGGAAAUACGAGUGCAACGGGAUGGGGCAUGAUGAGUGUUCUCAGCGGUUGUAUCACCGUUGCCUCUGCCGCUAUUGCUGAUGCUGGAAUUGAUUGUGUGGACGUUGUUGCUGGUGGAGUAGCUGCGGUGGUCAAAGAAGCUGGCAUUCCAAACUUGGUUUUGGACCCAGUUCCAUCAGAGCACAAGGACAUCAUUGCUGCCUGCAUUGUGGCUUAUCUACCUUCUCGUGAUGAAAUCACAGAUCUCUGGGUCAAGGGUGAAAUCGGACAUCAAAAUCAGGCAGAAGACAGGCCACAGACUUCUACGUACGAAGAACUGACGGACAACGCUGUACAAGCUGCAUUGGGAGCACACAGAGUCUUGAUUUCGGCUCUUAAAGAAACAGCGGACGUCAAAUUAGGACGAACAUGA
Hymenoscyphus albidus is the source of this 1075-nucleotide messenger RNA. NCBI's taxonomy places the organism in Eukaryota, Fungi, Ascomycota, Leotiomycetes, Helotiales, Helotiaceae. The record is from the annotation of a GenBank genome assembly.